Messenger RNA from Ochotona princeps (American pika), 3647 nucleotides. RefSeq names its product leucine rich repeat and fibronectin type III domain containing 4 (gene LRFN4). The transcript is spliced from 2 exons. The record is from RefSeq and is a predicted model, not a curated record. Lineage: Eukaryota; Metazoa; Chordata; Mammalia; Lagomorpha; Ochotonidae. Gene Ontology annotation, molecular function: protein binding. Bases 1309 to 3387 code for a protein of 692 amino acids.
CUGUCGCGUGGGAGGUGGCAACUGCCCAGGCUCCCCAACUGCGCGGGCCACCACCAAGGACCCAGGUCCGAGGCGGGAAGCGCGCAUAGCCGCCUUCCCCCAGGACCUGCCCUCUCCGCGAGCCCGGCCCGCGGGGAGGGCGGGCGCCAGGACCACAACGCUCCCAGCAGCGUGCGGCGCCGGCCAAUGGGGCCGCAGAGCGGAGCUCGGGCAGGCGCGGGGAGGGCGGGGUGCGGCGCCUGCCCGGAGGCCGAGCCCUCUCAGCCCCACCCCGCAGCACCCCUCCUGGGGCACAGCCCCAGCCCCCCGUGACCCGUGCCUGUCGGGGACCCUCCACGUGACUCGGUGUUGCAGAACAGCUGUGACCUUCAGCGUGUCUGUGAGGGUCCCAGCGCCAGGGCGGGUUUGCGCUCGGCCCUGCCCGUCGGUGCGGGGGUGUGGGCAUGUGUGGGUGUGUUAGGGAGGGUGCCCAGCGACAUGUGACAGAGCCCGGACUGGGGGAGAUGGUGGAAGAGCCCGCGAGCUGGCGCUUUGUGUGGCAGGCUGCAGAGUGAGGCUCGCGCGGCGCGGUGCAGGAUGCCGGGGCGCCAGGGCGGCCCGGGGCGCGCGCGCCAGUGCUCGGGUGAGCGCGCUGCGGCAGCGCCGGGGGGCAGCGUGGCGAGCCCGCGCCGGCCCGGGCCUCGGGUGUGACUGGGCGCCAUCCGUGGGCGCUGCAGCGGCCGCGUGUCCCCGUGACCUCGGCAGCCGGCUCGGGCCGGGUGGAUCCCCGCGCGCCCCUCCCCGUUCGCUCUCCACGUGCGUGGCCACGGCGCGCGUGCCCGCCAGCGCGCGCCCGCUCGCCUGUCGCCGCCGCCGCGAACCGCGCCGGGAAAAAGGAGCCGGGAACCGAGGGAACCGGGGCCGCGGGCCCGAGCGCCAUGGGCCGGAAGGCGCACGAGGAGGGACCGGACAGCCCUGGGCCUCGCCCCCGCGGGAGAACGGCCUGGAGUCGGCGGGGGCCGGCCGGGCCCGCGGGGAGGCCGGCCCGCGCCCCGUGAGCGACCGACACCAGGUGAGGAGGCCGCGGGGCGCUGCGCGGGAGCGAGAGUGGGCCGCGGAGGACCCAGGACCAUGCAGGGGGAUACAGCAGGCGCCUUGCUCAGCGGGGGAGGGGAUGACGGUUCCAGGGGACACCGAGAAAGGAAGUUCCGGGACCCUCCCUGCUCUCGGCCCACCUCCGCUUCCUGCCUGACGCCUCACCUUAUCCCCUGCACCUGACGACCCCCUAACUGGUUGGGAAAUGUGACCUUUACCCGUAGGGGGCUGGCUAUGCAGGCCCCGGCUCUCCCUCAUCCCUGUGGCCCCCUUGGGCCCCUGGGCCAACUCCUUCCCAGGCCCAGCUGGCCCCUGGGGCUGCUGUGCCUUGGGCACCAGUCGGGGCACCUGCCCAGCCCCACCUGUGCCUGGGCCGUGGCCCUUCCCCACAGGGCGCUCACCAUGGCCCCGCCGCUCCUGCUGCUGCUGCUGGCCAGUGGAGCGGCCGCCUGCCCGCUGCCCUGCGUGUGCCAGAACCUGUCCGAGUCGCUCAGCACUCUCUGUGCCCACCGGGGCCUGCUCUUCGUGCCGCCCAACGUGGACCGGCGCACGGUGGAGCUGCGGCUGGCUGACAACUUCAUCCAGGCCCUGGGGCCUCCUGACUUCCGCAACAUGACGGGUCUGGUGGACCUGACGCUGUCCCGCAACGCCAUCACCCGCAUCAGCGCCCGCGCCUUCGGGGACCUGGAGAGUCUGCGCUCCCUGCACCUGGAUGGCAACAGGCUGGCCGAGCUGGGCAGCGGCAGCCUCCGUGGCCCCAUCAACCUGCAGCACCUCAUCCUCAGCGGCAACCAGCUGGGCCGCAUCGCGCCUGGCGCCUUUGACGACUUCCUAGACAGCCUCGAGGACCUGGACCUGUCUUACAACAACCUCCGGCAGGUGCCCUGGGCCGGCAUCGGCGCCAUGCCCGCCCUGCACACCCUCAACCUGGACCACAACCUCAUCGACGCGCUGCCACCCGGCGCCUUUGCCCAGCUAGGUCAGCUCUCCCGCCUGGACCUCACCUCCAACCGCCUCACCACGCUGGCGCCCGACCCACUCUUCUCCCGCGGCCGCGAGGCCGAGGCCUCGCCCGCGCCCCUGGUGCUCAGCUUCAGCGGGAACCCCCUGCACUGCAACUGUGAACUGUUGUGGCUGCGGCGGCUGGCCCGGCCCGACGACCUGGAGACAUGCGCCUCACCGCCCGGCCUAGCUGGCCGCUACUUCUGGGCUGUGCCUGAAGCUGAGUUCUCGUGUGAGCCACCCCUCAUCGCCCGCCAUACACAGCGCCUCUGGGUGCUGGAGGGCCAGCGGGCCAUGCUGCGCUGCCGGGCCCUGGGUGACCCCGCACCCACCAUGCACUGGGUGGGCCCCGAUGACCGGCUAGUUGGCAACUCCUCCCGGGCCUGGGCCUUUCCCAAUGGGACCCUGGAGAUUGGGGUGACGGGGGCCGGAGACGCAGGGGGCUAUACCUGCAUUGCUACCAACCCUGCUGGCGAGGCCACAGCCCGAGUCGAGCUCCGUGUGCUGGCCUUGCCCCACGGCGGGAAUGCCAGUGCUGAGGGGGCCCGCCCCGGACCCUCGGACAUUGCAGCCUCCGCCCGCACCGCGGCCGAGGGUGAGGGGACUCUGGAGUCCGAGCCAGCUGUGCAGGUGACAGAGGUGACUGCCACCUCCGGGCUGGUGAGCUGGGGGCCAGGGAGGCCAGCCGAGCCCGUGUGGAUGUUCCAGAUCCAGUACAACAGCAGCGAGGACGAGACGCUCAUCUACCGGAUCAUCCCAGCCUCCAGCCACCACUUCCUGCUGAAGCACCUGGUCCCUGGAGCUGACUAUGACCUCUGCCUGCUGGCCCUGUCGCCUGCUGCUGGGCCCUCUGACCUCACGGCCACCAGGCUCCUGGGCUGUGCCCACUUCUCCACCCUGCCUGCCACGCCCCUGUGCCACGCCCUGCAGGCCCACGUUCUGGGCGGGACCUUGACUGUGGCUGUGGGCGGUGUGCUGGUGGCUGCCUUACUGGUCUUCACCGUGGCCUUGCUGGUUCGGGGUCGGGGGGCUGGGAACGGCCGCCUCCCCCUGAAGCUCAGCCACGUGCAGUCCCAGACCAACGGAGGCCCCAGCCCCACCCCUAAGGCCCACCCACCACGGAGCCCCCCGCCGCGCCCCCAGCGCAGCUGCUCCUUGGACUUGGGAGAUGCUGGCGGCUGCUACGGCUAUGCCCGGCGCCUCGGGGGGGCCUGGGCCCGCAGGAGCCACUCGGUGCAUGGGGGGCUGCUUGGGGCGGGGUGCCGGGGGGUGGGGGGCAGCACAGAGCGGCUGGAGGAGAGUGUGGUAUGAGAACGCUCCGAGGUGUGAGCAGUGUGGGCCGGAAGGCCUGUCGGCGGCUGCCCACCUUGGGGGUGCACCCCGGUUUUUAUCCUCGGUACCUCAGGCUCCUCUGUGCACUUGGCGGGACAGGGGACCCUUGCACUGCUCUGGCCUCCCAACUGAGCUGAGGGCCAAGUCCCUCCGACAGGUGCUCACGGCCACCAAGGCAGGGCUUCAGCCACCAAGUGGGCGUCUUGUUUCUAUUUAUAAUAAAAUCAUUGGGGACACCU